This is a messenger RNA of Salvelinus sp. IW2-2015, 1059 nucleotides long. Its product is annotated as neurabin-1-like. The record is from RefSeq and is a predicted model, not a curated record. Lineage: Eukaryota; Metazoa; Chordata; Actinopteri; Salmoniformes; Salmonidae.
AUGGAACGGCUGUGGGUCAAGCCACUGUCCCUGCUGAUUGCAGCCCUGGAGUUUGAGCUGAUGCAACUGAUGAAACAAAAUGGCAUCCAGGUGAACAACAACAACAACAGUGCCCAACAGAGUCCUGGGAAGGCCGGUCCUGCCAGAGAGAUGAGUGGGGCGCUUCCCCACGCUGGUAGCAGACAGAGACUCUCCAGAGGACUACUAUGGGACAGCAUCAGCUCUACAGAGGGAGAGGCAUCAGAGGGCCCUGGCAGUACUCAUUCGUCCAUCCGGAGUGCAGCCUCCAGUACUGUGGAUGAGUUCAGACCCUCCAGGGCCCCUGGCAGUGCUGAGGACUCCCCCACACAUACCCUCCUCCACCAGGCUGCAGACAACGACGGGUCUCAGUCUCCUGUGGUGUCCAGCCCCUCUCUCAGCCUGGAGGAGAAGACCAUCAGGAGAGGUCUGGACCCACUGACACAAAGCAAAGGGAAGGACCCCAGAAGCUCACCUGGAAACAGUUCUACAGAACCAUCUGCUGAGAAUAGCCCAGAGAAACUCAAGGCCAAGAAAUCUCUUACAUGGCCACACUUCUUCUCCUAUUCGUAUUACUUGGGUCCUGUGGUGAAGGAGGAUCUGAGUGUCAGCAGUAGCAGCUCAGUGGAGGUCAGUGGUCUGCUGGCUGAAGCCAAGAUGUCCGGUCGCUCACACACCCUGGUGCUCUCCUCAGACGAGAGUCUGGAUAUGAUAGAUGACGAGGUGAGAUCUAGCUCUGAGUGGCCACCGAGGAAGCCUGAAAAACAAAACAUUAUGCAUGCUCCCAUACUGUCUACCAAGCUUGUAAAAAGCCUGUAUUUACAUCAGAUGUAUGGUUACUCAUUAGUCUAAACCUUUCAUAGGCUACUGUUUUUCAUAAACCUCUAUUGAAGUGCAUGUCACAAAUGUGACGUUCAGUCUUCAGCAUGCUGUCAACACCUAUUCUAAACAUUUAGAAAUUAUUCAUUUUAAAUCACCCAUCACUAUGUGUUCUCUCUCGGCACUGCAUGUGGGGAAAUAUCAUGGGUCUGUGUGUGUGUG